Neodiprion fabricii is the source of this 3505-nucleotide messenger RNA. RefSeq names its product glucose dehydrogenase [FAD, quinone]-like. Lineage: Eukaryota; Metazoa; Arthropoda; Insecta; Hymenoptera; Diprionidae. The transcript has 7 exons. Bases 322 to 2157 code for a protein of 611 amino acids. The record is from RefSeq and is a predicted model, not a curated record. Gene Ontology annotation, molecular function: oxidoreductase activity, acting on CH-OH group of donors; flavin adenine dinucleotide binding.
AUGCGAGCAAAUAAAGCCAAUCGAAGAACCAGAUACCGAGCACGACUUCAUCGCGAUUGGCGGUUGAUUUCAUUGGUUAGAUCAUCUGCAUAACAUGGAGUACUUCUCGGAUGCCAAAACGUAAACAGUACGCAGAUAUAACGUCCAAGCUAUAAUCCGCCGAUUCAGAAGAACCAGCAAAUUCAAACUCCUUGUCAGUGGUCUCUUCAACACGAAAUAGAAAGUAAGGUAUCAUCAUUAAGCAAAGUCUAAUUGAUUGAAUAUUGUGACCAGCUCAGAGUGAUUGACUGUCCAAACGAAAAUUGUUUCAAUUACAUUGGAAUGAUGAAAUGUGGCUCCGUCCAACCGGGCAUGUGUGACACGGUUUUACCGGGACCAAGUAUGGAAAGCAUGUGCAACGCAUCUGCAUUCUUUACUUUCAUGUCUAUCCUCGAUACUUGCAUUCGUGCCAAAGAGGUGAUAUCAGGAAGAUGCGAGCGGAUCAACCCCAUUGAACAAACAGAUAGCGACUACGACUUCAUCGUGAUUGGCGGGGGUGCGGGGGGCGCUGUGACGGCUGCGAGACUAAGCGAGGUUCCAGAUUGGAAGGUUUUGCUACUUGAAGCUGGAGACGACGAGUCGGGGGCUGGUCAAGUGCCGGCAUUCGCUUGGAGUUUAAUCGGAGCGGAAAACGACUGGAAUUUUCAAACGAACGAGAGCAACGCAUGUUUGUCUACGAACGGAACCUGCACAUGGCACUCGUCUCGAACUCUCGGCGGAAAUACGGCGCACAAUGACAUGGUCUACUUGAGGGGCAAUCCAACUGACUACAACAACUGGGCCGCGAUGGGCAACGAGGGGUGGUCCUAUGAGGACGUGCUGCCGUUUUUUAAAAAGUCCGAAGACAACGGCGAAAUUGACAGAGUUGGUCGCAAACAUCAUGGAACAGGAGGACCGCUCCGUGUUCAAAGAUUUCCGUACAACGAUUCCUUUUCAUUUGCAAUACUCGCAGCCGCCGAGGAAGCUGGAUUUGGUAUAAGCGACGAUCUCAACGGCGAGAAGAUAACCGGUUUCACGAACAUCCAAACCACACAGAAGGACGGUGUAAGACGCAGCAGCGCAAGGUCGUUUCUCUGGCCAGCCAGGAAUCGCAAGAAUCUUCACAUUUCCCUAAACUCUUACGUAACCAGAAUUAUAAUAGAAAAUAAUUUAGCGGUUGGCGUUGAAUAUCACAAGAAUGGUAAAUUCAAUACCGUCAGAGCGACCCGCGAGAUCGUUCUCUCCGGAGGAAUAGUGAAGUCACCCCAUCUUCUACUUCUCUCUGGGAUAGGACCCAAGGAACACCUGGAAUCCAUGGGAAUCAAAGUAGUCAAGGAUUUGCCCGGUGUUGGAAAAAAUCUUCACGACCAAGUAGCGUACAUUCUAAGCUUCACCAUCAACGAAUCCGAUACCUACGAAAAUAACUGGGCUGCCGCGUCUGAAUAUCUAGCCUCCCAGACCGGCCCCCUGUCCAGUACUGGAUUGGCUCAAAUCAGUAGUUCGUUACCGACGAGCUUGACGACCCCCGAUUAUCCGGACACCCAGCUGUCACCUAUUGGUUACGAAGCAAAUUGUGCUCCAGGCGAACCGGACGCUCUUCGUAGCACAGACAAACGUACUAUACGCAUGUACGUAGGACACAUGCACCCCAAGAGCAGAGGUAGAGUAUGCCUCGCCUCAAAAGACCCUUUCGAUCAGCCUUUCAUCUCGGCCAACUAUCUGAGCGAGCCCAGUGAUGUUCAAGGUCUGAUAGAGGGCAUAGAGAUGACUUUGGCGCUGACUCGAACUAAGGCUUUGAGAGACCAUAACUUUACCUUGUUCGAUACGAACAUUGAAGCCUGCUCUAAUUAUACUUUUGCAAGCACCGAAUACUGGGCCUGCGCCGUGCGUCAGGAUACCAUUGUCGAACUGCAUCAGGCCGGUUCUUGCAAAAUGGGACCAGCUUCCGAUUCCUUGGCUGUCGUGGAUCCCCGUUUGAGAGUUCACGGAGUGAAGGGACUCCGCGUAGUGGACGCAUCGAUAAUGCCGCAGGUAACUUCCGCAAAUACUGGAUCACCGACCAUGAUGAUCGGAGAACGAGGCGCGGACUUUAUCAAGCAAUACUGGACAGACGGAUCUCUUGACAAUGAAAGAAAAUAGUUGAAUUCAAUUCGUACAUUUCGCGUUGUUCAAUUCUACCACCAUAACUACUCUGUGUAUUGGACCUCUUGCAUUAAAUGUUUCAUUUAUAAACGUUGUAUGAAUCCAAAUAAACAAUCAUUUUCGAAAUUUGCAAGCAUAUUGGAUGCAAUUAAUGACAUUCAACGAUUGAGCCGGCCAGCCCAGUCGAACACACUAACGCACACAAACAUAUUGACUAUCAUCGCGAUGUAAUAAAUAAAUUGAGUUUACAGAGUCGCGUUUGCAGACAACUAUGAAAAGUAUGAAUACCCACCAAAUUUACGCAUGAUUGGAAUAAUUAGCGGGUGAUCGUGGUUAUAUUUCAAUUUGUUGUGAAUGGAUGAAAAAAAUUGUUGCGCACUUAGUCGCAACACGAUGUAACGAUUCAAGGUAAUCGUGACGCGGUCAUUAACGUCCAACGAAGGCAUUUAUUCCCGAAACUUUACCGAAACCUUGAACAUAUCAUCUUUUUCGCGUUAGGCACGUACCCCGUUUGAAUCCACGAUGAGACUCUUUAGUCCCUUCUUUGUAACAUACAUGUGUCACACUGUUACGAAUGCCAGAACAUCAAACAAACAUCCUACGUGAAAUACAAAUUUGGGUCUUUCGACCAUGCCACACCCAGUUGUACUUUCAACCUUAACUGUGCUAUGGUGCAUAGUAGUCUUAGCAGAUGAUGGUAAUCUGAUAUCUAUGAAACUUUUUAUAAUCCGUCCACACAAUCGUUGCACGUAUAAUGUGAAAAUAAUUAUCGCGUAUUUACACUCGACAGGAUUUACACGAUUAUGGAUAUUUUCGCUUGAUAGCAUACAAUACAGUUCGUUAGCUAAUAUUUAACGUAAUCAAAUAAAAUUAUAAUUGUUGGGAAACGGCAGUGAUGUUUCCUGUCCUCUGGUAUACCGACUCGCAACAUCAAACCUGUCACGGAAUCAAUAAAAAUCUUUGUUUAUUCAGGUUCAACAAUCAUUAUUAAGCCGACACGGCAAGUGUUAUAAACGCCGGAGCAGGUAAUCUUAUUUCUGAACCUCUAAGGAAUACAUGAAAAAAUCAUAUUACUCCAAUGAAUUUAGGAUAAAGGAGCGAAUAGACGACAAUAAAAAUUGGGUACCUAUGCUACUGCGAUUUCAUGGUCACAAAUGUCAUAGAGAAGAAUUAUUGGGAUUCCAACAGAAACUCAAUAAUUUUUUUCGACUCACAUAACCGCUACCGCAAGUUUUAUUGCACUUGUUCAAACACACCUUUUCUCAUAUUGACAAUUUGUCUGGAUCAUUUCAGCUGUGUAUGAGGCAUUCCGUACCAAUUCGAUCAACCUCUGACUUUUCCAAUA